Oncorhynchus masou masou (cherry salmon) is the source of this 2990-nucleotide messenger RNA. RefSeq names its product zinc finger protein 345-like. Gene Ontology annotation, cellular component: nucleus. The transcript is spliced from 3 exons. NCBI's taxonomy places the organism in Eukaryota, Metazoa, Chordata, Actinopteri, Salmoniformes, Salmonidae. The coding region runs from base 617 to 2722 and encodes 701 amino acids. The record is from RefSeq and is a predicted model, not a curated record. Gene Ontology annotation, biological process: regulation of gene expression.
UUCUGCUCAUUUUCUCAUCGAUGAAACACUUGAUCUCCGUAAUUUUCUGUUCCCAAUACUAACAUCUGUUACGGACAGAGUGGACUAAGUUGUGUUGUUUAGAAGGAGUGGAAGGGUGAAUUUAGUUAUUUUUACACGCUCAAUUCAAAGUAGGCGGUCCCUGACGGAAAUAUGCAAAUACGUGCUAGAACGCGCUGAUUGGCUCUCGCUAGCUCGUCCUUCCUCUGCCCACUCGGAUUAAUUAGCUCUCAUUGGAAACGAUAGGCUGUGGUCUUUCUUGGGUUAGUUAUAUUUAAAAAACUUUGGUAUACAGUUUGGAGAAAAGAUUGGGGGCAUUUUAGCGAACACUUUGCCUAACCUUAAUCAAAUAAUGUCCUGAUGUUCUGUUACGUUAAUUAUCCAAAUAUUCUGCGUACUUUCUAACUUGCUACGAAAAGUUAAUUUGGACAAAAACAGUAUCCCUUCUAGCCAAAUCCUUGCCUUCCCGCGUCUGGGACAACGACUCAUUGUUAAACGGGGACACGGCCGUCUCAGUAUUUCUGACGACUAGCUUCCCGUUGCUGGCAGUAUAUAGUUAGCUUGGUUAUUAUUCUAUGCUAAUGAGUCUGAAGGCAACAUGGCUACAUCUUACAACACGUAUCAGUCAGAAACAACAUCGAUUAUGGCCGUUGUUGUCGAGGCGGCAAUUACAGAAAUUAACAAACUUUGGCCAAACUCUUACGCUAACGUUAGCAAUCCGGAGAGAGAGCUUUGCGCAAUUAUGAAUCUGAUGAUGGAGGAGGCUAUUCGUAAAAUCUGCCAACUAUUCCUAGUGGCUUCCUCGAGUUUACAAAAUGAGAACGUGAAACUGAAGACCAAGGUCGAGCAGAUGACCCAGUUGUUUGAAAACAAUACACAGCCUGGUAAAAGUCCUGCAAAGGUUUGCUGUAAAUCCGCAGAGAUGUCUUCAUUGGGAAAUGACUCCUCUCUGGGAGACACAGAUGGACUGAAUACAGACCUCUCCCCAAUAGACACUGAAUCCAACGUUAAGCAUAUGAGAGCUGCUCUGCCAGGGAGCAACGAGAAAGACGGCCAUGAAAGCCAGAAAAAUAGCAAUACUACUAAAGGGACACGAUCCAAAGAAACCAAACGCUUCAAGUGUGAUAUUUGUGAGAAGACCUUUAGCCGGAACAAACGACUGAUACAACACAAGCUAACUCACACAAGACCCUUCAAGUGUGAUGUGUGUGACAAGACCUUCAGCAUGGAAGGGUCACUGGAAUCUCACACGCUAACUCACACAAAACCAUUCAAGUGUGAUGUUUGUGACAAGACCUUCAGCCGGAACCGCUUGCUGGUACGUCACAAGCUAAUUCACACAGGAGAGAGGCCAUUCGCUUGUGGUCAAUGUGGCAAAACAUUCAGAAUGUCCAAGCAGCUCGAACAUCACAUGUUGCGUCACAGAGAAAAAACGUUCAGUUGCAAAAUCUGUGGAAAUACAUUCUCUACCAAGAAAGAUCUGAAACGACAUCAGCUUGUUCAUGCAGUGGAGAGACCAUUCAAGUGCCUGACUUGUGGAAAGGGUUUCACUUCAAGAAAACUGCUUAUUGAGCAUGAGAGAAUCCACACCGGUGAAAAACCAUACAGCUGUGCUGUGUGUGGGAAGAGUUACACACAGAGUGGUGGCCUGAGUUAUCAUAUGCGAACACAUACGGGUGAACGUCCACAUUCAUGCUCAGAGUGUGGUAAGCGCUUUAUGACUAAAUCCAGCCUUGAAAGACACAAGGUAAUCCAUACAGGGCAGAAGCCAUUUACAUGUGAGACAUGUGGAGCUGCUUUCGGCCAUAAAGGAAACCUUGUGAGACACCAAGUGCUUCACACAGGGGAGAGACCAUACAAAUGUAAAUUGUGUGGGACAAGCUACCUUCAGUCCACCCUCUUAAAAGCUCAUAUGCAUCGUCAUGGGGCAACCAAACCAUUUAUGUGUGACCUAUGUGGGAAGACUUUUAUGUACAAUUUUCUAAUGAGACGACACCAUCUAAAAUGGCACACAGCUGAAGGAGAGAAGCAGAAAGAACGAGAGAGAAAAGAGAGAACGAGAGAGCGAACUGCCAAGAGAGCGGGAACCUCAACAAAGCCAUUCAGUUGCGACGUAUGUUUGAAUGGCUUUAGCUCCAUGCUAACUCUGAAAAACCAUCAACGAAUUCACACUGGACAAAAGCAAUACUCUUGUUCCAUUUGCAGAAAGACCUUUGCCUAUAAAAAUACUUUUGACUAUCAUAUGAGACUUCACAGUGGGGUGAAGCCCUACGCUUGUAAAUACUGUGAAAAGAAAUUUGUUCUUAAGCAAGCUCUAGAAGGACAUGAGCGAACCCAUACUGGUGAAAAGCCCUUCAAAUGCAGUUAUUGUGACAAGACUUUCUCAGUCGGCACCAAUCUGAAAAGGCAUGAGCGAGUCCACACGGGAGAGAAGCCAUUCAAAUGUGACGUCUGCGGGAGAGGUUUUGGCCAAGCCAACAACGUCAAAGCCCACAUGCAAGUCCACACUGGAGUUAGGCCUUAUUAUUGCAAGAGAUGUGGAAAGGGCUUUUCUGACAUAAGACACUACAAAAACCAUAGCUGUAAUGGUGUGGCAGCAACAUGUGAUCGGUCUCGUAAAUCUUCAGACCGUUCUUUCAGAAGUCGGAAAGGAGGUGAAGAUAGCAGUGCUUGCCAUAAUGCUGCUGUGAUGUCGACUCAGUGAUAUAAUCUCUAUCAUUCACAGUGGGGCAACUUCCUGCUUUCAGACAUCAGGAACAACAUGGAUGUAUUCAGUAGGGUUAAAAGUUCUGUGGUGAGUUUCAAGAAAGCCUUGUAGAAAAUGAGAUGCAGGCCGCCAUAAUGCUUGGAAAGUUUAUGGUCAAUGUUCAGUCUCAUAGAGGCAUUGUUUAUUUCUGACAGUAUGCCGAAUUAAUUCCGAUAUGUUAUUUUUUCUAUUGUGUAAAUCAUUAAAUGUAAUUUGUGUGAAAGUA